Molecule: messenger RNA, 846 nt
Organism: Populus nigra (black poplar)
Lineage: Eukaryota; Viridiplantae; Streptophyta; Magnoliopsida; Malpighiales; Salicaceae
Product: NAC domain-containing protein 104-like
Exons: 3
Coding region: 158-745 (195 amino acids)
Biological process (GO): system development; regulation of DNA-templated transcription
Molecular function (GO): DNA binding
Source: RefSeq, a predicted model, not a curated record
UUCUUGAGUCAUAGUGCAGCGAUCAGUGUCUUCUCGUCUCACUCAUCACCACUAUAUAUCUCAAGGCCAUAGGAUAGCCACAAGCACUAUCCCGAGUAAACUUAGCAAGAAAACCAAGGUUGCCUUGAGUGUUUUUCUCGGCUUCUGUUGAUUAGACAUGGGCGAUCAUGGCUGCAGCGGCAACCUUCCUCCUGGAUUUAUUUUCAGCCCAUCUGAUGAAGAGCUUAUCCUUCACUUUCUCGAUCGCAAGGCCUCUCUCUUACCGUGCCACCCUGACAUCAUUCCCGAUCUUGGUUUUUAUCCUCAGGAUCCUUGGCAGCUUGAAGGCAGGGCUCUGUGGAGUGAAAACCAGUGGUACUACUUUAGUCGAGUGAUGGAGAACCAAGCAACAGGAAAUGGGUUUUGGAAGCCAUUAGAUAUUGAAGAACCUAUAUUUAGUUCGAGUACUGGUAAGAAGGUUGGAUUAAAGAAGUACCUCGUGUACUGCAUUGGUCCCGAAGGUGUAGAAACAAAUUGGAUGAUGCAGGAAUAUCAUCUUUGCAGUAGUAAGUCGAGCGGCAAAUCCUACAAGAGAAAGCAAAAAUUAGAUUGCAGUAAAUGGAUCCUAUGUCGAGUUUAUCAGAGGGAAGGAAGCUGUUCCAAGAGUUCAAACCACAGUGAUGAUGAUGAUGGAACCGAGCUUUCAUGUCUAGAUGAGAUGUUCUUAUCAAUGGAUGAUCUUGAUGAUAUAAGUUUUCCAAAUUAGUUUCUGAGUAUUGUUUCGGCUUAUAUGUUACUGAAUCAUGUGUAAACACGCACAUCUUAAUUUAUAUGUUUAAUUUAGAUAAAAUUAACAAUGUUCUUAGA